GCAGUCUCGGGCGAUGGCCCAGCAGCAAGGGGCACCGCUGGAGUGCUGCGUCGUCUGCUUCGAGGAGUCCCCGCGGUACGCCGCCGUCGGCCGUUGCGGGCACGCCGACGUCUGCUGGCUGUGCGCGAUCAGGCUCCGUGCUUACCUCAACGAUUUACGAUGUCCAGUCUGCAAGGAGACCCUCCAAGAGGUCGCGCUCGUCCGCGGCGAUGGCGAAGGUGCCCAGGCUGUGGAGCUCCUCGCAGAGGGCGCGGCGCCGCGACGCCUGCGGGAUGAGCGAUUUGGUAUGAUCUAUUGCUCCGAGGCGGCGCGCGACGAGGCAGAGUCGCUGUUCGACUACAGCUGCCACGUCCAAGAGUGCACCGAGACGCAAAGCUUCGACACCCUAGACAGCCUGAAGGCACACGUUGCCAAGGAGCAUGGCCUGCAGUACUGCCAGACAUGCCUCAUGAGCCGCAAGGUCUUCGUCUGGGAGCAGGCGCUGUACGGCCCGGAGGAGCUGGCGCGCCACCGCGCGGAGGGCGACCGGCCACGGUCGCUGGGUGGCCGACAUUUUCCGCCCACACCGCCGCACGCCGAUUGUGGUUUCUGCAAGCGCGGCUUCUACGACAAGGAGGAGCUGCUGCAGCACAUGCAGCAGCGCCACCACCUGUGCGGGAUCUGCGAGAAGCAGGGCCGAAGCGGCGAGUAUUACCGCGACUACAGCUACCUUUCGUGUCACUACCAGGAGCGACAUUAUGUUUGCACCCACGGCGACUGUCAGCAGGGCCCGCAUAGGCUGGUCGCCUUCGCCACGCCCGAGGAGCUGCAGGUUCACGAGAUCGCCCAGCACACUGAGAUCGAGCCCAGGAAAGCGCAGCGCGGGAAGAAGUCGGGCGGCGUCCGCCUGGCAAUCUCGAUGGGCGCGGCGCCGUACCGGGAGGAGCAGGAGCAGCGGCGGCGGGGCCAGCAAGCUCCCCGGCAGCCUCCAGAGGUGCGCGAGGCGGCGGCUGCAGGAGGCGGCCCAGCCCGGUCGCUCGCCGACAUCCCCGUGCGCUUCAUGUGGACCAAGGAACGCGUAGCAUGGCCCGGCGCCGCCAACAGGGCCCGAAUCUCCAGGUGGGACGCGCCCUGGCUCGGGAUGAGCUGCGCCACCGGCGGCCCUGCCAUAGUCCGCGUUGUGAACGCGUUGAACGUGAAGCGCGCGGUCUCGAGCAGAGUCGGGGGCGAAGCGGCCAUUCGCCUCUUCAGCAGAGGGGCGGCGUUAAAGCACUGGCAUCUGAUUUCCUCGCUCCCGCUGCCAGAGAGCUCGGGCGUCCAGACCGUAGAGGUGGUCAGAGUACCUCACCCGCUGCUGGUCACCGCCUCCUCAGACGCAACCGCACGAGUCUGGAAGCUCACCACGGGCGAAUGUUGGCGCGUGUUGGUGGGCCAUGCGGGCACAGUGAAGUGCGCAAGUGUAAGUGCUGACGGUGAGACUGCUCUCACAGCCUCUAGCGAUCGUACCGCCAAAUUGUGGUCGGUAGAGCGCGGCGAGUGUCUACGCACCUUCGCGGGGCACACCGGCGGCGUCCUUUGCGCCGCCAUGGGCUUCGACAAGGUCUUGACAGCGUCCGAGGACGGGACUGCGAGGCUCUGGUCGCCUGGCGACGGUGAGUGCAUUCGCAUUUUUUCUGGCCACACGAAGACCGUCUGCUCGGCAGCCUUCAGCCCAGAUGGGCUCAGCGUCGCCACUGCCUCGGAGGACGGCACUGUUGGGCUGUGGUCGGCGGUGAGCGGCCAGCGCUCUCUGGAGUUGCGGGGCCACAGGGGUAGCGUGACGUCCGCCGUGUUCGGCUCCGACGGCUGCAUGGUGCUCUCCGCCUCCGCGGACUGCACCGCGCGCCUGUGGUGGGCGGACUCCGGCGAGUGCCUGCAGGUCCUGGGGGGCCACCGCGACCCCGUGCGGAGCGCCGUGUUCGGACUCAACAACCGCGCAGUGGUCACCGCAUCUGGCCGCAGCGCCCGGCUGUGGGCCGCCGUCGGCUGGGAGUGCUCGCAGGUGCUCCGCGGGCACGCGGGCCCUGUCCGCUCGGCCUCGUUCACGCCCGACGGCCGCGCCGUGGCUGCCGCGUCCGACGACGGCACGGCGCAGCUGUGGGCUGCAGAGGACGGCGAGUGCCUCCGCACGCUGGACCGCGGCGAGCGCAGGGUCCGUGCCGUGGCCCUCAGUGCCGACGGCAGGCUGGCCGGGACGGCGCCGUCGGGCGGUGCAGUGCGGCUGUGGGCGAUGCCGACGGGGGAGGUGGCGCGGGAGCUGCAGGGCCAUGGCGGCAACGUCCUGGGCCUCGCCUUCUCGCCAGACGGCUCGCGGCUGGUCACUGGCUCCGCCGACGGUACCGCGCGGGUGUGGGCGACGGACAGUGGCCGCUGCGACGCGGUCCUGGACGCGGGCGGCGGAGGAAGGGUGUUAUCGGUAGCGUUCAGUCCAGAUGGGCAGGAGGUGGCAGUCGCGUCCAGCACUGGUGCGUGCAGCGUGUGGGCUGCCGGGGAGGGCACGAGUCUUCUCACCCUAGAGGGCAACUCCGAUGCUGCUUGCUCGGUGGCCUGGAGCCCAGACGGCCGCGCGCUGGCGACAGCCUCGUCGGAGGGUGCGGCCAUGCUUUGGGCCCGCGACAGCGGCCAGCGCAUGCGGGCGCUGGAAGGCCACCGUGCCAGGGUGCGCUGCGUUGCGUUCGGCCUGGACGGCCACGCGGUCGCGACGGCGUCGGACGAUCGCACCGCCAAGCUGUGGUGCCUGGAGAGCGGGCAGUGCGUGCGAACGCUGCGUGGCCACAAGGGCGAGGUGCUCUGCGUGGCCUUCAGCCCAGUCGGAAAAGCUGUGGCGACCGCCUCUGCGGACUCUACAGUCAGGCUGUGGUCCGCAGUGGCCUGGCAGCUCCUACGUACCUUCACGGGGCACUCCGGGAGAGUGCUCGGCGCGGCGUUCAGCCCGAACAGCCAGGCAGUGGUCACCGCAUCAGAGGACCGCACGGCCAAAUUGUGGUCGCUGGACACUGGGCGCUGCUUACGCACAUUUUCUGGCCACGAGGCGCGGGUCAAUUCCGCCACUUUCUCGACACAGUAG
Prorocentrum cordatum is the source of this 3085-nucleotide messenger RNA. Lineage: Eukaryota; Dinophyceae; Prorocentrales; Prorocentraceae. The record is from the annotation of a GenBank genome assembly.